AUGCCUAACACAGGUGUCUUCUGUCGCUUUCAUUUGUUCGGUGGCCACGAUACCGAAUCUUGUGUUGCCUUGCGCAACAUCAUUGAAGGACUUAUUCGUGAGGGAAAGUUGAAUAAAUACGUGCACAACCUCCCACCCUCACCAAACCCUCACCAACGGCAGAUCAACAUGAUCUCAACCAUCAGUGGUGGUCCUACCAUGGCUGGAACCUCCAGCAACUCCAUCAAACAUUAUGUCCGCUCCACAUAUGCGCACCAGGUCUUCAGCACUGAGCAGGGACGCUGUCGAAGACACAAAAAUCAGGCUGGGCUCCCAUCACCUUAUGCGAGAAGAAGGAGCAUGGUGUCAUUCUCCCCCAUGAUGACCCAAUAA
Messenger RNA from Prunus armeniaca (apricot), 372 nucleotides. NCBI's taxonomy places the organism in Eukaryota, Viridiplantae, Streptophyta, Magnoliopsida, Rosales, Rosaceae. The record is from the annotation of a GenBank genome assembly.